Molecule: messenger RNA, 447 nt
Organism: Miscanthus lutarioriparius
Lineage: Eukaryota; Viridiplantae; Streptophyta; Magnoliopsida; Poales; Poaceae
Source: the annotation of a GenBank genome assembly
AUGGAGGACUGGCUCUUCUACACGCUCACCACGCUCCUCUGCCUCCUCUGUUCGCUCCUGCUACGUGCCCGCGCCCCAGGCAGCAAGGCCCGCCAUGCCGACUCCUCCUCCGCGAUCCCGCCCCUGCCCCCGGGCCCGACGCCGCUGCCGGUGCUGGGCCCGCUGCUCUUCCUCGCGCGCCGCGACUUCGACAUCGAGCCCGUCCUCCGUCGCAUCGCGCGGGACUACGGCAAGGUCUUCACCUUCAGCGCCCGCUGGGCGGCGCGCGCCCGGGCAUCUUCGUGGCCGAUCCGCGCCAUGGCGCAGCGCAGCAGCGCUUCGUGCAGCGCUGGCGCCGCGCGUUCGCCUCGCGCCUGCCCUCCACAGACUCCAGCGCCGUGCUCUCACCAGCGGCGGCCGCAGCGUCGGCUUCUCUCCCCACGGCGCCACGUGGCGCGCGCUGCAUGA